AUAUACAUAACAGAUCACAAAAUAUACCCUCAUGCACUGUAACAGUCAUAUUUGUAGCAGAACCUGCCUCAAGGUCUGGAAUUUUAUGGGUUAGAUAUCUAAGUAAGGAUGAGGGGUCUUCAAAAGCUUUUGCCAUCUGUCACAUGUGCAUUGAAAUGUGUGUAUGAUGAGCUGUGACAAAGUGCUCUGAAGAUUGUGGCUGGUAGGAGUGUGCACACCUUAUGUACAAUGGAAAAAAUGCCCUGGAAAAAUGUAAUUGUAGCCUUUUCAUGCUUCUCCUCGUGCAAUUUCUAAAAAUGGAAAAAAUCCAUAUUACCCUCUACUACUGUGCAGAAAAAGUCUCUGGACUGUGCUUGGCAGAAGAUUUCUAUUUCUUUGAUUAAGACACUGGAAAUGUUCCUUGUUGAGCAAAGUCUUAGCAUGUUGGCCAACAGACUUGUUUGAUCAUACUACAGUGAAGAAUGAAGAUAUGCUUGAACACUGAAUUGAGUGCUUGAACAUUGACUUUUAAGCAAAUAAUAAAGUACAGAUUUGCAUGGGGACUUUGCUUACCUGAUCCUUAUUUCAGAGGCUGUUUGAAGCAUGAUGUAAAGGAGAGAUUACCAGGAUCACAGUCCAGUAAUUUGCUGAGUGAUUUUGAGGUGCUGCUGAAUACUAUCCAUUAUCAUUACUUGCAGUGAGAUUCAGGGAUAAUCAGACUCAGUGUAAUAAAUUACCAAGAUAAGAUGGGUAAUGAAAGAAUGUGAAAUGCAGAAGAUAAGUUGGUGUUUCUCAACAGCCUUCAGCAUGACUUUUGUAAUUAUUAACUAAACCUUAAAGCCUGAGGUAGUCCUUAUUCAAAUGCCUUAAUCCUUCUUCAGAUUCUCUUCUUACAACAACAUCUGCUCACAUUUCCACAAUGAGGGAAAGGAAGACAACAGAUCCACUUCAUUCGUCCACAGAUCUGAGUGAAGGGAAGGAGAAGUUAAGACUGAGACAAGAAGUUGGCCUGAUUAGCAGUGUGUCAUUAAUUGCAGGCACCAUGAUAGGCUCAGGGAUCUUUAUGUCCCCUGAGUGGGUACUACAUCACAUGGGGAACCCUGCCAGCAGCCUGCUGAUCUGGGCAGCAUGUGGUCUCCUGGCCAUGUUUGGAGCCUUGUCGUACGCUGAGCUUGGAACAAUAAUUAAAGAGUCUGGAGGAGAAUAUAUUUACAUUUUGAGGAUUUUUGGUUCCUUUCCUGCUUUCCUUUUCGCCUACACUUCUGUCAUCCUGGUGAGACCAGCUGGUUUGGCAGCUGUCUGUCUGAGCUUUGCUGAGUACGCCAUUGCGCCGUUCUACCCAGGAUGCUCAUCUCCGCAGGUUGCCGUCAAAUGUACAGCUGCUGCCUGCAUCCUGAUCUUAACUAUCAUCAACUGUCUCAACGUGAGGCUGGCAACAUCUGUUAUGAACAUUUUUACAGCUGCCAAACUCUUGGCUUUGUUGGUGAUCGUGGUGGGUGGAUUGGUGCUGCUUGCCAAGGGACAAACUCAGAGUUUUCAGAAUGGUUUUCAAGGCACGACUUCAGGUAUUGGGGCAGUUGGAGUGGCUUUUUACCAGGGACUCUGGUCCUAUGAUGGAUGGAACAACCUAAAUUAUGUGACUGAGGAACUGAAGAAGCCUGAGGUGACCCUCCCCAGAGCUCUGAUGAUCGCCAUUCCUUUGGUUACGUGCCUGUAUUUGCUGGUAAACGUGAGCUACCUGGCAGCCAUGACUCCCUCUGAGCUGCUGUCUUCAGGAGCUGUGGCUGUCACCUGGGGGGACAAAGUCCUGGGCAGCUGGGCAUGGCUCAUCUCCCUGUCGGUGGCCCUGUCUACGUUUGGUUCAUCGAAUGGCACGUUCUUCAGUGGAGGCCGUGUGUGCUACAUUGCUGCCAGGGAGGGACAUAUGCCAGACAUUCUGUCCAUGGCUCACGUGAGAUGCCUCACGCCCUCCCCUGCUCUACUGUUUACAUCUGCCAUGUCUUUAAUAAUGAUAAUAUCAGGAAGCUUUACCAGUAUCGUGAACUUUUUCAGUUUUGUGGCAUGGCUUUUCUAUGGAAUGACUAUUUCUGGGCUCCUGUAUUUAAAAAUCAAGAAACCAGAACUGCCAAGAUCUUACAAGGUUCCAAUUAUCAUCCCCAUAAUUGUGCUGGUGGCAGCUGUGUACCUGGUGUUAGCUCCCAUCAUUGACCAACCCCAAAUAGAGAUCCUCUACAUCGUCCUGUUCAUCUUCAGUGGCAUCAUUUUUUAUUUCCCACUGGUUCACUUUAAGUACCAUCCUCGCUUCUUACAGAGAGCCACUUUACACCUCCAGUUGUUGCUGGAAGUUGCUCCAACUACCAGGGAUGCAAAUUGAGAUAACAUCCUCCCUUCACAUGGCUGGCUACACUUCAUGGUUUGUCCCAGUGCCUUGGUUUUCAAGGCUCAGAAAAUAUUCUUCUGUAAAGAGCAAUGAGUAGAAUGUGAGUGACAUGUGUCCACGUGAGAUAGACUACAGCUGUGACUCCUCAUGUUUCCCUAAAAUUCUGGAGACAUGUUUUUCUCCUUUUCAGCUCUGCCUUGGCAUUACAUACAGAUUCCAAAGGAAUAUGUGCUUUUGUAUUUUUCAUCCCAAAAAGGGCUGUUUCUCAGGAUCUUAUCUCAUAUUUCAAGAUAAAAAGCAUCAAAAGAUAGACAAUGAAAUAUUUUUCCUAUAGCAGGCUGGAUGCCAAAGCCAUUCCUGGCAAUGCCUUUAAUUAUUUACACCUAGUUCUGCUCACUGUGACUGCAGAGCUUCUCAAAUCAAUAAAGGAAGGGUUCUCCACAGCCACAAGAAAUAAACUCUUUUUCACUCACAUAUUCACUCUGGGAAGAUUAUGCUUCUUCCAGCUCCAAGUGUACAGUCACAACAGUCCUUUCUCUGUCUCAGAAAUCGACCCACAUCUCCCACAGCAAGCCCUCUGACAUGAGAUAAAGAAGUGCUUUAAAGCUCUGUCAGUUUCCUUAGAUGAGAAUGUGCCUGUUAUCUGGGAUCCAUCCAUUCAUGAUGUGGACACAAGCAGCAUCACUCGAGUACCAACAUUCACCCAUGUGCUUCCUGUGAUCCCCCCGAAGACAAAAAACUUCUUUUGUGACAAAAUGAGGAAAAAACAAAACAACUAAAACUCUAGAGCGUAUGUGCCAGCAAGAUACUCUGACUAGGAAAUAAAGAAACCACAUACUGGGUUGCAUUAGGAGAAGUGUGGCCAGCAGAGCAAGGGAACAGUCUGUCUGUUUGGACUCAACACCUGAAAUCAUGCAUCCAUGCUAUUCAAGGGUAGAGUUGUGAAGACCACCUUCUUUGUAAUGGAAACUGAAGAGCAAUGGUUACAAGCUGUGGCUGGAGGUGUUCAGGCUGGACUUAGAAGAAAUGUGCCCGAUGAGGGCAGUGCAGCCUUGGAGCAGUGUGCAGAAAGGUGGUGAGAUCUCAGUUCUCACCUUUCCUACCACAGCCAUUUCCAUCAAUUUUUAUGAUUCUAAAGUCUCAGCACAAAAGUCACAGGCUGUGUUCUCACCCACACGUCACUGAAGUCACUGUUGUUUCCCAUUAUCCUGAGGUGCUCUAGGGGAAGGAGAGGUACUAUAAGCUGUUUUCUUCACAUUUUUCCAGCUGGUUCCAGGAUGGUACGUGUCCUGUCAGAGACUAAAAGGGUGUAGAAGUUAGUCCCUAAAAUGCCUUGUUAAAGUACUGAAAGUUAACUUUCUGUCAGCAUUCUUCUAUAGAACCUGCUACAAUCCUGCUACCUUUUACCUAACUUGCUGUGAUCCUAGAACACAGGUCACUUGAUCCUCCCUUUUCCAGCCCAUCUCAGACCUGUGUAUCUGAUUACAAUCUCAUUCUGCAAUGUCACCCCUUCUGUUCCUCUGAGUGGUGAUGUGAGCAGCUACAGGGAUGUGCCAACAGUCUGUUGUUUCCAAGUCUUAGGUAUGAUAAUGGAUAGCCCAGAUGCCACUCAUCCAAAUCCUUAGCUUAAAUAGUAUUUAGGAGGAUUUCCUUCCACUGAUUGUUAGUGGAGUUGCCAACAAAGGCCAAUGAGGGAACAAUUUUUCCUUCUGAAUCUCCUGACAACUUAAAAUUCUUGGGAUGCAUCUCUUAAAGGAGAGGAUGUUCUUAAAAGGACUGAUGAGGUUAGGAGCUCUAGAUUACCUUCCUCCCACUGCCCCAGGCUCUUCAUCUGAUGUCAGGGAAACUUAAAGGAGCUGCAUCUCAGCUACUUACCUAAAAAUACGAAUAACACAAUUUCUCUGAUUAUAAUUUUCUUAAAACAAUCUUUUUUCUACCUAUUUAUGAAGCCUAUCACAUGGGGCUGUGCUCUUAUAAAGAACAUGAAAAGGCAUAGCACUUUGAAUAAAUAGCCUUUAUGUGUUACUAGUUUGUGUAUGGAUAUAAGGGAACUGAAAAGCUGCAAUUAUCAUACUUUGCACCAAUUUAAUUUUCUAUAGAUAUUAUUUUAACAAGAUGUUCUUUUUUUAUUUAUUUUGCCUAGGAUUUGCAGGUGUUUGUAAUGCCAAAACAAGAUGCUGAAAGCUCAGAUAAUUGCAAGAUAAUUACAAUAAAAUGGGCAUUACAAUAAAGUGAGUUAAUGUGUCUGUUUCUGUUUUUCAUCCAAGAAAAACAAUUCCAUAGAAAUUUUACUGCAUGAUCAUAAAUAAUCAGCAUUAGGCUUAUCUCUCCUUGGUCAGAAGGUUUAGCAACAUGUGUGGGUGUUUAUAUGUGUGUACAUUCAUUUUUCAAAAUGAUUGCUUAUCUAUUCAGCCCCAGGAUAUGUAAAUUGGAAUCUCUUUUUCCUUCAUGAGACAUUUACAAUAGAAAUGUCAGGAAGAAGCAACAGGUCCUUACCAUUCAUUCCUUCGGCACAGUGACAAUGUGACAGUGUUCAGAGCUCUGCACCUGCAGUUUGUACAGGUUAUACUACAACAUCUUAUUGUUUCCAAAGCUCCAGAUCCCUGUGACCUCUGCUUAGACCCUUUCUUCACAGGCUCAAAGGAAAAAUGAACUAUCAGCCUUGACCUCAAUAUAAUUGUAAGAUCUCUACUUCACCUCAAGACCCUGAGUAUAAUUGAGUCCCAUCCUUCAGCUGUCAAGCUGCAACAACCAGUUGGGAGUUUUACCUUAGUGCACAAAGCUGAAUGUGUUCUGGACUUUUUCCUGACUUCCUCAGAAGCAUCAGAGAUGGAUUACACUUGGGGACAGUAAAGGACAGUCCAGUGUGUGUGAGAGCACAGAAAAUCCGUCUUUGAUGAUUUUCUAGUCAGGCAUGUUCAUAUGCCCAAGUUCAAGUGAUUGCCGUAAUUUGUGGUUGAGGACAAAUUUACGAUUGGGUGGGACAGAGCAGAAUUCAUGAUUACUUUAAUUUUCCUCUGUUCAAGAAACACAGUUUGCCCACUUGGACUGACUGGAUUUAUCUGAACAGUUUUCAGCCAGUGCACAGGGUUUGGUGUUUAGUCUCUCCUGCUCUUUCUUGGGACACAGGGAAUAAAAAAGACCUCACUGGACUCUCUCAGCAAUGUUAACUUGCUCUUCAGGUCAUCACGCUUAGGGGAUCUUCUCUUUUCAGAGAUUGAAUAAAUACAGUCAGCUCUGGGAAUCAUAGACCAUUCAAGUGUGGGCUGAAGUUCCCCUCUGGAGGUUUCCCGUCCAACUUCCUUCUUGAAACAGGACUAUAAUCAUGUAAAGUAGGUUACAUGUGCCCCUGUCUCUUCAUGUUUUGGAAAACACUGAGGAUGGAGAGACCACCAUCUCUCUGCACUGCUCUCUGGAUAAAGAAAUUUUGCUGAAGUCAGUCUGAACAUCUCAAGCUGCAGUUUGUGGCUGUUGCCUUUCCCUGGAUCAUCUUCUGCUGCCAAAGUGGUUCCAUCCAUUUUGUAACUCUCUUUCAUGGACCUGUAGGUUGCUGUUAUGUUGCCUCUUUUUCUUUUUGCCAGACUCAACAAGCCCAACUCAAGAAGUUUCUUCUUGUAGGCAAAGUGCUCUGGACUUGUGCUUGGGAGCUCUUUGCCGAACUUUCUGCAGUUCCUCUGCUUUCCUUUUGAACUGGGAAGGGGUCAGAAAAUUGAAUGCAAUAUUCCAAGUGUGCCCUCACAGGUGUCAAGUCUACAAACACUGACAUCCCUUGGUCUGCUUAGGUACCUUUCACAAUGCAGGCCACUGUGUGUAACCCUGUCAGUCAGUCACUUCAGUCAGUCAGAGAGCUUCAGCUGACUCUGUUGAAGGCAAUGACAAACCCUUACCUUGUAGAGUUUGUGCCCUUAUUAGAGACUUUGUCUAGGCUGUGAUAAAUCCAGCACCAGGAUGACUCAGUCUAGCAGUGCAGGGGGAUCUACAUCUUGCACUUUACCAUUUAUUGAUUAGUUAGUUAGAUACUCUCAGGGUCUUUGUGUAUGUGACUCAUUCCUCAUGAAGGAGUGCUUUUGCUAAAAAAGGAUGCAUACCCACGGUUGUACAAUAAAUGGGUGGUCUUAGGCUUGAGAACUAGCAGUGAGAUUAAUGGCUGGUGAAAUAGCCCAUCUGUUUUUAAAAUCAAGCUACCAUGCCAUAUUUGUCCUCAGACACAUUGAACCCUAUGGCUUGAGUGUCUGGCAGAUAAAUAAUCAUCUCUUCCUUCUAAAGUCUGGUCAUCAGUUGUUAUUGUUUAAUUUCAUGGUCUAUGCCCUGGUUUCCAUGCAGUGAUACAAAAGGCAACAGGGGAGCUGAGAACAGGGAAAAUGCAAAGUAGCCUGAAAGAGAAUUACUGUACAUACAAGUCUUGGCUUGCCUGAAUUACCUAUGUAAAAUCCAGACAUGGACAACACCCAAACAGCAAAGACGUGUGCCCAGAAUUUUUGAAAUGACAGAAUAAAUUUAUUUUUUUUGCUAAGCAGUAAUUGUUUGCCUUUCUGUUUGUACAUUCUGGGCCUGUUCUUCAAUUCACAAUCUGUUUUUCCCACAGCAUAACUGUGUCAUUAACAAAUUAGAGCAACGGUUCAGCCUUUUUUCAUUGCUCAGUCUGUGGUUGCCAAACAUCAUCAACAGGUCAUGAUUCCUUUGAAGAGAUGGCACCAGAAUGCACACAGAUUUCCAGCAGAAGGUACAGGCCCUGGCACAAGGAGCACCACCAGUUCCUGAAUGAGAAAUCCAGAGCUGUCUCCAGGAUCUCUCAGGGUAUUGGAUCUGCUGUCCUCUUCCCUUUGCUGUGGCCUUACUCCAGGGCUCUGUGUGCUCAGUUUUCCACUCACAUCCCACCCUGUUUAAAGAUGAGUUAAUGAGACUUCAGCCUGUCUGAGCUGUUGUGAAUCUCAAUUA
This is a messenger RNA of Parus major (Great Tit), 7297 nucleotides long. Its product is annotated as b(0,+)-type amino acid transporter 1-like. The transcript is spliced from 6 exons. Lineage: Eukaryota; Metazoa; Chordata; Aves; Passeriformes; Paridae. The record is from RefSeq and is a predicted model, not a curated record. Gene Ontology annotation, biological process: amino acid transmembrane transport. Gene Ontology annotation, cellular component: membrane. The coding region runs from base 899 to 2353 and encodes 484 amino acids. Gene Ontology annotation, molecular function: L-amino acid transmembrane transporter activity.